GAGACCGAUCAUGCAGGCUGUCGGUUCUGCCGGUGUGGCCACUCAUUCCACGAUUAAUUGCGUUUCCUCGCUGUCCUUUAUGAUAACCAUCCCUUGUCCGCAUCCAUCGUCGUACCACUAAAAACCGAGCAUACUGCUCACUUUCGAGACGUCCUCAAUGACGAGCAACGGCGGUCCAAGUACUUCCGCUAGCGUCGGGACUACCGACCCCGCAUACACCCAAAUCUUCGCCGCUAUGCAAGCUCAAGCCGUUGCGUCGAUGCUAGGGCAAAACACCUUUUCAGCCACCAAUAUGUUGGGCCAAAACGCUCUCAUGGCUCAGUUCUCUUCACAGAACACCAUGAGCAACUUUGCAGGGGUUAAUUCUUCGCAAUCGAACCUAGUCACUGCGAUGGGGAUGCAGGCUUUGCAGCAGACGGCUGGCAUUAACUUUUCCCAGCUUACUAUGGGACAACUUAUGGCGGACGCUAUCAAAAUGAGUACGCCGGUUGGAUCCAUGCCCGAUGAUGAGGAACUGCUCAUACAGGCCUUGUGCGAGAGUGAGACGAAGGGACAUAGUUACCGUCAAGCCCUCGAAGGGUUGCAUGGAAAAAACAGUCAUGCUGCCAACGUGUGGAAAGAUUAUUAUUUGGAACACCAUCGCCGCCUUAAUGGAAUCAUCAGCAAACGUUGCCAAUCUUGUGCGAAGCCAGGUUGUGCGAAGCGACCUCGUUUUGAUGAGAGCGGGCCUUCUUCGUCGCAUGAAAAGCCACCACUUGCGCGACCCUCCCGACCUCUUAGGAGACGCUCUAAAGAAAAGGAGCGGGCUAAAGCCUCUCGCUCGUUUGAUGACGAUGAUGAACUCGACGUAAAGCCUCCAAAACCAUCUCCAGAACCUCAGCAGUCUACUUCUGAACGUGCCUCAGUCGAUAGGAUACCAUCCCGUUGCCCCACACCCCCUACAGAGCUAAUACCCAUAGAUCCCCAGGGCAAGGCUCACCGCUACACGGACGCUGACCACGAUUUCAUGCUGAAUUACCUACGAUGGCGCCUUCAUCAAGAACCUUCCAUUACCCAGGAGCUUCUUGGCGAUGAGUUGGCUGAAAAGGUUCCCCAUCAUAGUGCACCGUCUUGGCGACGUUAUAUGCAGCGUAAGAAGGAUGAAGUCGAGCCUAUUUUUCAGGAAGCCCGUAGAGCGACACCUCCUCACGAAGACGAAUCUAGCGAAACUGCAGCUGAUCAGAGCGACGCUGAGUCUGCUUCUGGAUCCCAGACACGGGACUCGGACAACAAGGAAUCGGACGCUGGCGAUGGUGACAGUACCGGCGAGCACGAUGAGCACGAUGAGGAUUCUGAUGGUCAUGACGAGAAAGACACCGACUCCGAAGAUGACUUACGGCACAUGAGCGGACGUCGCGAAGCAUUCAGUGAUGCGGACAGACGUAUUAUGGCUCGAUAUAUAGCAUCCAUACCUGACUGGGAGACAUUGACUGCAAAGGACCGUUGGCUUCCGUAUGAACAGAUGUAUCCUCAGCGCAAUUUUAAAGCAUAUGCGCAACUCUAUCGUACCCAUGGUGCCGCGGUUGACUAUGAAGCUUACAAGUAUCGUCAACGGAGGGAACAACAACAAUCUGUUAGUGCGCAAGUGGGUAGAAGAACAGGGACAAAGGGGAACGAGGAGCAGUCUUCGGACAGUCGCAGCCAUAAGCGACGACAUUCGGACUCAAGUUCAGGUGGGGAGAAAGACGUGCCGUUGAGUGCUCGCAAGCGAGGACGAUCUGACGAAUAACCAGACUGUCCGAGCAUUUACAACCAUUCUACGAUCUGCUCUAAAUAUUAUUCUAUGUCACUCAUUUAUAAUUGUUGUUGUAUGUACCACCCUUAGUGGUUUAAAUGAUGUAUCAUGUGCAUACAUACUUAGAGACACCAUGGUAUACUUGUGUUC
This is a messenger RNA of Somion occarium, 1924 nucleotides long. Lineage: Eukaryota; Fungi; Basidiomycota; Agaricomycetes; Polyporales; Cerrenaceae. The record is from the annotation of a GenBank genome assembly.